Molecule: messenger RNA, 2238 nt
Organism: Durusdinium trenchii
Lineage: Eukaryota; Dinophyceae; Suessiales; Symbiodiniaceae
Source: the annotation of a GenBank genome assembly
CCAGAUCUGUCCAUUAUUUCAGAUUAUUUCCCCGUGCCAAUGAUGCACGAAGAAUAUUUUUGAGCCACGGGUGAUACGUGGCGUUGUUCAAGGAAUGCCACUUGAAAGCUUGAUGGUUUGUCUUUGCUUGUUUUUAACCAGCAGAAGCUAACAUCAGGCGGAUGGCUGGAGGGUUCAACAUUGUCAACACACUUCUUUUUCCAGCGCCCGAGUCGAGUUAUGACUUGAAUACCUUUCCUGAAGAGGAGCUGAUUUGGCUGCCACGAAAUCUUGAUCCAGAUGACCCAGAUGUAGAGGCCAAUGUUCCAUGCCUAUUCAUGACCUCCAACUCAGCUCGAUUCAUUAUGCUGUAUUUGCACAGCAAUGCCGAGGAUCUUGGGCGUUGCUACAACUUUUGCAACAUGCUUCGUAUGCAAUUCCAGGUGAAUGUGCUUGCUGUAGAAUAUCCGGGCUAUGGAAUAUGUCCUGGUGGUCAGGCAGACGAAUUGUCGGUGACGGAGAAUGCGCGUUUAGCCUUCCGCUUUACCACAGAGGUGCUUCAAUUUCCAGCCGAGGAUAUCAUCAUUCUCGGUCGUUCAGUGGGCAGCGGGCCUGCUCUUCACCUAGCAGCCGAAGCACGAACCUACGGGGUCAUUCUGAUAUGUCCUUUCCUAUCUGUCAAAGAGGUAGUUCGGUGCCAUCUUGGCCGAGUUGCGGAUUUUAUCGAAGAGCGCUUCCCCAACAAGGAAAAGAUCAAGAACAUCUCGGGCUUUUUGUUGGUUGUUCAUGGAAAGAAGGAUACUGUUGUUCCCUGGACUCAUGGACAAGAGCUUUAUGACACAUGCACAUGCCGAAAGCGGUUGGUCACUCCAGAAGAUAUGACGCACAAUGCGAGUUUGCUUGCAGACCCUACAACUUUCAUUGUGCCGGUGCUGCAGUUUUUUGGACUUCCUGAUUACAACUUUGAACCACUAAGGAUCCCAAACUGGGUUUUUGAUGCAAGCCUUACCCCAACAAUUCUACGAACUGAGCGAAAGGCUGUCACUCCAAAAAGACUUGGAGCUACAUGCAAUGGACGUGCUCCCAAGAGUCAAUCACGUCGCCAACAAGGGCCCUGCUUGGAAGCUUUGCCAGAGACCUCCAAGAGCGACUCUGGCACUUUGAACACAGCUGAUGCUGUGCAGCGGUUUCUAGAUUGGCAGGAAGGACGAUCCGCAGUUUGCGAGACCAACAAAAUCCAGCAUCUUGAGCGUCACAAGGAGUUUGCAUUGGGUCCAGACGUUCAGGCUUACUGCAGGUCUAAUGAGUAUGAUGAUAUGCCUCAACCCCCAGAUGAUGAUGGCUAUUUCAAGGUACCGAGAUCGCACGAUGCGGGACCGACCCUCACGGCUCCAGUCCUGCAAAGUCCUGAACUUGGAGCCGAGAAGCCAUGCAACUGGGAUGCUUGGAUGUGUACCAUGUGUGUGUCUGGUGAUGCACGCCCAGCUGAACAGGAGUGCAUCACAGUGGCCCAGCAAAUGCAAGGAGACGAGGUUAUUUGGAAGCCUUGGGCGUGCCGAAGUUCAGAGUUUCUUUCAAAGCACUAGCAGCACUAGCACCUUGAAGGGAGUUUGAACAAAGGUGACAGUUGGAUUGUGAAUGUGGAUAUAUAGCUCAGAGUAAUGAUUUUAAGGCCUUUGUAUAUCUUACUCUCCCCAAGUAUCUGCAAACUCUCUUGUCGAUGAAUGAGACCUGCGAUCCCACGGCACAAGAAAGGCAUAGCUUGGCUGCUACCCAUCUUGUCUCAGUUGCAGUGAGUUGACUUUGAUCUCAGUCGUGCCAGAUGGUUGCAAAUUAGAAGUGGCUAGCAGCCAUUAUAUAUACACUACCAAGGGGGUUGUUUCAAGACAAUGAUGGAAUCAUUGCUCAGUAUUCAUGCAAAACUGCGGAACCAUUUGCAUACAUAUACAAGAGGGGCUGUUUGGUCAUUUUCCCAAGGAGGUCAUGCUCAGAGUGCGAACGCAGGUUACAAGCGGCCAAGCUCUCCCAGCAAAGCUUGAGGCCAGCUCCAAAAUGCCUGCCGCGGGAUGACCCAGACCCAUAGCCACAGCUAUCAGCGCUUGGGCGAGUUGGAGUUAGUACCAAGCUGCCAAACUCCAGAGAUCGUUUGUUUCGGUGUCUCACUCUAGAAUUCAAGCAAGUUAGGAAGGUGUCUCCUUCCGCAGUAGCUUCGGACAGUUUGAUCAACACGACGGUUGCAAUCUGUGUCGCAUGGACAAA